AUAUAUAUAUAUAUAUAUAUAUAUAUAAAAAAUAAAAGUGAAAGUCACUAUGCUCUUUUAUAAAUAUUUAAUAUUUAUAAUAAUUUUAUAAACUCCUCAUACCUUCCUUUCCUACCAGAUGAAAAAUAUAAUAUCCCAAAUAUGGCAAGGGACUCCAAAAAAAGCAAGGAAUAAACAUAUUAAUUUGUACUAAAAACAGUGCCACAAAUUGCAUCACAGUAUUUUAUAAAAGUUGCUGCAAAUUCAGUCAUUUCUGAUGAGGAAAAAUAAUCUUAGUUGGGACUGAUAACUCGUGGAUGCAUUCAAGGCAAUAAGUGGGUGGGUCUCCAGUUGACAUAUCUCAUUCUGUAGCCUUUUGUGAUUAAUUCACAUUUUAUUUUCCAUAAACAUGAUUUAAGUUUAAUCUUGUCUCCUGCUAAUUUCAGCAUUUACUAAAUCGAAACCAUCACAAUGUUUGGAAUCUCUUUUUCGGGCUUAUCCAAGCAGAAAUACGUUGGUUGAAUGGUUAUUUUUCACAUAAUCAUUUCAUUGGAAAACUGCAGUCUGAGAAUCUAGUCUGUGCAUUUUUCUUAUUGUGUAAAUUUUAUCAUUACUGCAGGAUGCCUGCUGUUUUCCUGCUAUGUUAUGCUCCCUCACUCCUCCUCUGUUUAGAACCGAUUCUUAUCUCAGUUUGAGUUGACUUGCUAAUAUUUGAUUAUUUGUGGCUCGCUUCACCCAAUGAAACGGUACAGAGAACUGGCCUGAAUUUUUCCAGUAGUCUGCUGCUGUCCAUCAAGUUAUAUUCAGUGCAAGAGUAUGGCAAAUAUUUUAUACAUUUUUCCUAAACUUUAAUAUUUCCUUUGCACUCUCUCUGUCAAAUACUCAUGACAACAUAUUUAUCAUUCUAACCUACAUCACUUAUGUUUCACCCUUUUCCCCUGUGUUUCACUCUUGUGUUGCUGGUUUUUCAUUAUAAUUACAUCUGAAGAUGCUGAGAUGUCUCGGCCUGACAGUCAGCAAAGCCCUUACGUGGUUUUCAUCUGGCAGGAGGAAGAAUCUGUCUCAUGACGUGCUUAUUUUGUCUUCCUGUCAAACCUCUCAGACAACAACAUGUCACAUAAGCAGCCCAGUUGGAGCUCUUACUUAUAUGAAUCUCUUUUUACUUUUUAGUCACAAUUAGCACAGCAGAUUUACAUUAACAAUAAAACAUUUUUUAACUAGAGUCAGCUAAACUAGGUUUCUCGACCCCCAGAGGACAUAAACUUGGGAUACACUGAACAAAUCGCCCUCUGCACAUACUGUAGCUGUCCAUACACUAACUUGGGUUACUCGGUGAGCCCCAUGAUAACAGUGUGACUGUGCUUGAUGGUCAAAUGAUGUCAUUGUUCCUAGUUCACCUGGAGCUAUGGUUGAUGUUGUGAGAACAUUUCAUGUGAUCCAUCGGCAGUAUAGAAAGGCUUUCAUAUCAGUGCCACAGAAGGAGCUGUGUGUGAGGCUCAGAGUCUGUCUGUCUGAUGGUCCCACCACUGCUGCACGUACAUUAGUCAUUACGGUAUUGUUAAUGAAAACGUCAGACACUAGAUCUCAGAAUUUAACCUGGACCAGGAGCAAAUCAGUAACAUAAUUAUCAUCACCCACCUCUCCAAAAAAGUGAGCAAAGAUUUCUUUCAACCUAGCUAGCUUCUGUAAAAAUGCACUGUGAUAAAAGGAUUUGAAGUCAAACUAGUGCAAAUGUGUGUAGGGCUGCAGCUAAUUAUUAUUUUCAUUAUUGAUUAAUCUGCAGAUUAUUUUCUUGAUUAAUCAUUUGGUCAGAAACUUUGUGAAAAAAGCCCUUUGUAAGUUCCCAGAGCCCAAGGUGACAUCUUCACAUCUUGUUUUGUCCAAAACCCAAAUAUUUUCACUUUAUAAUGAUAUGAAAUAGAGUAAAGCUGCAAAUCCUCACAUUUGAGAAGCUAAAACCAGAGAAUAUUUGGUAUUUUUGCUAGAAAAGAAUACUUUAACAUAAUUGAUUAUCAAAAUAGUUGUAGAUUAAUUGUGUGUCGAUCGAUAAUCAAUUAUUUCAGGCCUAAAUGUGUGUUUCGGAAAAACAUUAUGUGCAUAGCUGUCCAGUCGUUUCAGGUCACCACAUUGAGCUUAGCUUGAGUGGGAUUUACCCGACUACAGGUAUGGACUCAUGAACCUCCUUUGAGAACCAGAACUGCAAUGUUACACUUUCCGAUAAAGAUUUUUUUUUUUUACCUGCCUAGUGACUUCUUAUUAAAAUCUAUUGCCUACGGUUUUCAUAACACACUUCGAAUCUAAAAGGUAAUUUGUUCAAGAUCUAUUUUCAAAGCAAAACAGUCUCAGUAAAUAUAAAACACUCCCUGAAUUAGCGACAAUAUCCUAAUUCUUUGAUUGUUAUGAAGUAUUUACCAAUUAUAUCUUAUUUAUAGACUGCAUUAUGAAAUUAAUGAUGCAACACAUUAAACAGUCUCUUCAAUAAAUCCUGCACUAAAUGCUGGAUUUCCUUCUUUUUCCUCAAGUGUCCCAUACUGUCGUCAUCAGAUCUAAUCAUUACAUCCCAGUAAGCACUGAUUUCAUAAUUUGCAGGUUAAAAGACGUUUAGUUGCCUAUGUUAAAAAAGGGCUAAAUUUGGUCAAGGUUACAAAUAACCAUUGUUUUAAAGGAAUCAAAGUGACUACAUUUCAUUGUGUAGCAGGUUGCAGCCAUUUAUAUGAUGUUAAAACAAUGGGAAUACUUAAUUUAGAUGAUUUUUAAACAAGUUUUAAACUAGACACUUGGACAUCUUGUAAGCUGCAAACGACCAAAACACGUUUAUUGGGCUGCUCAGAUUUGUCUGUCUGGAUGGUCAGUUGACAGUUUGGGAUAUCUUUUCACACUGUAUAUCCAAAUAUUCUUUAUAUUUACACCAAUAUAUUUUUAUUGAAAAAUAUGAUUUUUGCAAACUAGUCUGCUCUUUAUUCCAGUCCUUACACAACAACUGCAGUUCUUCCCAAUUGGAAAACAGCCUUAUGGAUUGUUCCACAUAUAUUUUCUCCAGGGUCAAUAGCAGAAUCUGACCCAUUUGUCUUCUCAGAUCAGCUGUUUAUGCCAAACAACUGUAAAGAAUAGAAGGUCUGCAAGGUCAAGAAACCAAAUUAGUCAAACUCAAAUCUGGAAUUAUCUUAAAGGUUGGGUUCAUAUUUUUUCAUGUCUGUUUUAAAACAAUACUGACAUGCCCAUAUGCACAGUGAAAUAUUUUUUUUGUUUGCUGUAAUUGUUUCUCGUGUUCACACCGGCUAAAAAAGGAAUUUCAAUGUAAGUGAUGGAGGACACAUUCACAGCCAAAGGUAAAAUGAGGCUUCAGCAGUCUGAGCUGGACAAAUCAAGAGGAUAUCUUUCAAAGUUACUGUUUUCAGUACAUCAUUCCCUUACUGUCCCUCUAAUGUGGCUCAGGAAGCAACACUGUCCCUUGAAACACAAAGAGGGACUUCUGUACUAAAAGGUCUAUAACUUUGGAAGAUAGCUACUUGAGUUGUCUGUUUCAAAAUGUGAACCUAUCCUUUAAUAGUGAUGUAACGUCUACACUGGAUUCAACAGGAGGCUAACUGCAGAAACAAGCUUUCAAAAGAAAGUACUUUUUAAACCUCAUGCACAGAAAAAAAUGUUUAUUACUAUAAUCAUUAUUAUUAAAAUUAAACCACUCGUACAGAUAAUAGGAUGCGGUAUAUAAUUUAUUCGAACAAACAUGUCAAAGAGGUUAAAGAUUAAAUAGGCUUAACAACGCUGAAACAAAAGCAUCACCGUCCUGCUCUUCUCUCCUUUUUUCCCCAAAACGCGCAGCCAUUACAAUGUCAGACUUUACUGAGAGAGAACCGCUGCAGCAGCAGCUGACGUUUGCGUGAGAGGAGUCGCCUGAAGUCCUUCAGAAUCCAGCAACACUUUGAGAAAUGUUCAAGCAAGUCACAGUCUCCAGUUCCCGAGGUACCAAAGACACUUAGUAUCAGUACAGACACGCAGCGCACUCCAAGUACACUUAUAUACUAGGAGGUUUGCAGAUGGGGAGGGGUCUGGCGCCCUAUGAGAGUGAACAAUCAUGAGUUGUGAGCGCAAUGUUUUGAUGGAGAAGGAAAUUUUAAGGAUCUCCGUGCUGGACAAGUCGCAUCCAUAGGAAAGAAGAAGACUUGCGUCGAGUGUACGGGCAACACACCACAGCGAGGAGACGCACUUUUCACACGGACAAACGACAAACUCUCCAGACUACUGCGGUGUGUUAAUUUGACUGUUGUUAGGGGGGCGCUUUGUGGAUAUUUGACAGUCAACGCGUUGAUGGGUUCAACAACUGAACAAGUGCUCGGACGAAACGCUUGAUUUUUUUUGGCUGUCGGGAAACGUGUGACGGCAACAGCUGAUGCCGAGGCAUCGCCCAAACCACAGAGAAAACUGAUGAAACAUUCUUACCAAGUUUGACAGUAGUAGUAAAGUAUUGCUGCAGUAAAAUCCAUCAGGACAGCCUGUAAAGCAGUCAGUCAUCAUAUAGAAGUCAGACAUGGAAAUGACCAACAGGUCCCUGCAUAACCCCUCCAUCCUUCAUGUGGACUUGAGCCCGCUAAAUGAUUUUAUGGAGGAGAACGAAACGAACUCCACCACCGGAGAGCGAAACUCGUUGGGCUGUGUGCAGAUCCGCAUCCCUCAGGAGCUCUUCUUGGCGCUGGGGCUCAUCAGCCUGGUGGAGAACAUCCUGGUGGUUAUGGCCAUCAUCAAGAACCGCAACCUGCACUCGCCCAUGUACUACUUUAUCUGCUGCCUGGCCGUGUCCGAUAUGCUGGUCAGUGUCAGCAACGUGGUGGAGACCAUAUUCAUGCUUCUCAAUGACCACGGCCUGAUGGACGUGCACCCUGGCAUGCUGCGCCACCUGGACAACGUCAUCGACGUGAUGAUCUGCAGCUCCGUGGUGUCCUCGCUCUCCUUUCUGUGCACCAUCGCUGCGGAUCGCUACAUCACCAUUUUUUACGCGCUGCGUUAUCACAGCAUCAUGACCACGCAGCGCGCCGUCGCAAUUAUCGUGGUGGUGUGGCUGGCCAGCAUCACCUCCAGCAUCCUCUUCAUCGUGUACCACACCGACAACGCUGUCAUCGUGUGCCUCGUGACCUUCUUCUGCACCACCCUGGUGUUUAAUGCCGUGCUGUACCUGCACAUGUUCGUCCUGGCGCACGUGCAUUCCCGGCGAAUCGUGGCUUUCCACAAAAGCAGGCGCCAGUCCACGAGCAUGAAGGGAGCGAUCACCCUCACCAUCCUGCUCGGGGUGUUCACUUUAUGCUGGGGCCCCUUCUUCCUCCACCUCAUCCUCAUCCUCACCUGCCCUACCAGCCCCUUCUGCAACUGUUUCUUCAGAAACUUUAACCUUUUCCUCAUCCUCAUCAUCUGUAACUCGCUCAUCGACCCGCUCAUCUACGCCUACCGGAGCCAGGAGCUGCGUAAAACCCUGCAGGAGCUGGUUCUGUGUUGUUGGUGCUUCGGCGUGUGACACCGUGUGCAUUUAGGAAGACAACGAGAGCACCAAGUUAUCAACACAAUCGGUUACCUCUUCUUCCUGGAUCUACAUUGUGUAAGAAGCUGAAGUAAGCCGUGACUGAUGAUUGAACUGGCAGAUGAUGCCCACGCGCGACACUGUACAUGACAAAGACUGCAUCUCUAAUAAAGACUUUUGUACAUCUCAUCGUGAAUUUUAUGAAUAUUUCCACGCAUGGCUUCAGUUUUAUUUACGUGUUUAUUUAUUGUUGCGUUGCGCCACUCCAGGCCCCUGCACUGUGAAACAUCUGGACAUUUAAUCCAGUAAUGACUCUCUUAACUACGCGAGAUCCUUAGAUUGGAAACUCUCUUAGUUAAGAGAGUCAGUAGGUAACUGGACUAAAUUAUAGUAACGGACAAGCAUUUUAUUUGCCUCUUUUUGUUGGUCGAAAUAUGUGAUGUCUUAACUCUGCUUAUAAAAGCUAUUGACACCUUUUAAGAAAUCAAGGAAUGAAACUGAAAACCUGCAGCUGAAAUGUGUUAAAUUAUAUCUCUGAGCUGAAUUUCUUCCUUCAUUAAAUUAAAACUGAAUGUUAGUGUAUAACGUGCCUGCAUGUUUUUUAUUUCGGCUUGGUGAUCCUUCUCAUUAAUGAACAAAUGUCUCUGCAUUAUGCCAGAAGCUGGAUCUAUUUCUUAGGGAAGUCAACUAAACUCAACACUUGACACAACAAGCUUUGUCAUGCAAUAUUUAAAGAUAAUGUGACGUGUUAUAGGUAAUUACUGUGUGAGGUCUGGUGUUUGAUCAUAUUAACGCCGUCCAUUUCCUACUGUUUUAAAAUAAUUGCCACAUUUGCGCAUCUCAUCUUCUUCAAUAAAGAGAAGCAUUAAUUCUAAUGAAAAUAACGCUUACUUCAUCUGAAACAGAUAACAGUUGUUCAUUUAGCAAUGAUUUAGCCGGGAUAAUUUGUUCAAGCAUGGUGCAAGAAGAGCAGGAUGUGAAAUAUGAGAGAAAAGUGUUGUGGCUGGUCUUCAAACGAUUUGAAGCAUCUUAAAAAAACACUUUGGUGGCGUUGUGUGUGAAUUACUCCCCCAAAAAUAAAUGUCCGGGUGACUGAAGGAAAAAAAAGAUGUUAGGCAAAAUCACAUGAAAGGCCUGGCUUGGUGGCAGGCCUGAUGAUGCCCAGGGCAUAAGAGGGUUUAUGAAAGAAGGCAUAUCAAAGUUAUAUUUCUGGAAGAUUGUGUGGUUCUCUGAAAUGUGCAAAAACAGAUUUGGAGUCUGAUUUGUUAUGUAGGUCAAAGAAAUGAGACAUUUGUGCCUAAUGGCAUGUGGUGAAGUUUUUGUUUUUUUAACACUAUUAGACCAAUUAAUACUUUUUUUGUCAAUGUAACAGGCGAAGAUGCUAAACUCCAGCAAAUAAGACUGGGACAAAUGAAAGGAAAAACCUAAAUAAAAGAGCUCUGGAAAUUAAGCUUACUAUUUUAUUUGACUUAUUCUGUGAUAUCCUCUUUAUUGAUCCUAAGGAUUUGUUGAAAAUAGGACCUACAUUUUAGACUCUAACUGAAGUGCAGUCAUAUCUGCCGUGGAGUGUAGGAUCCUGUCUUCUCAUACACAGUUCUGGGUAUGAAUGCUUUGUGACCGUUGUUUCCAAAUUAAGGGAAAAAGACUCACAGAUCCCAUGAUCAGCCUGUCUGCCAAGACAAAAAUAAUUCAAUUUUACUGGUUAGAUGUAGUGUGAAAUGUGCAUGCUAAUAUUGACAAUAAUGUAGACUGUUGUACACUGUAGUAAUUGAAUAUUGCUUGCCAUAGUAUUUACUGUUGAGUAAUAUAUGAUUUACACACUGUUUUCACAGAAUUACGUUCUUGAUAUUGUGUCAAUUUUGUAUUGAUUUUGACUUAUAACUCACAUCACGUUUUUGUAGUUGUAGUAGCAUUUUUAUUGGUAUUUUUGUUUUAAUACCAUAACUUUAUUAUCUGUAUUUUUUGCUUUUGGUGUGGGAGUUGUUACAGAGGAUUGUGAAUGUACAGUAUGGCUGUCUGGUAUCUGCUAUAUAAAUCUUUGAAAAUAACCUCUUAAAGGUAAUGAAUGUGGUACUCAGUGCUUCGGUAUAUCCUCUAAAGUAAUUCAACGCAUAUUGUAAAUGCCAUGAGUAUAGCUAAAAAAAACUGCAGCAUGCAUCCCAUGUUAACUUGAAACUGAGCAAAACAGGACUAUGCUGUACAGUUAUUUUAUAGAAGGAACGUGUUAUAUGUAAUCCUUGAAAUUGUUUACAUGAUAUCUAUUUGUCUCAAAUAAAGAGACCAAAACAACAAGA
This is a messenger RNA of Siniperca chuatsi (mandarin fish), 7782 nucleotides long. It is a transcript of the gene mc1r, whose product is annotated as melanocortin 1 receptor. Gene Ontology annotation, molecular function: melanocyte-stimulating hormone receptor activity. Lineage: Eukaryota; Metazoa; Chordata; Actinopteri; Centrarchiformes; Sinipercidae. Gene Ontology annotation, biological process: G protein-coupled receptor signaling pathway. The transcript has a single exon. The coding region runs from base 4508 to 5485 and encodes 325 amino acids. Gene Ontology annotation, cellular component: membrane. The record is from RefSeq and is a predicted model, not a curated record.